AUGAAUCGAAUCGUUACAAAAACUGUUGACGCUUUAUCACGGUUCGGUGAACGUCUUGAACGACGUCUCUCAACUGGUGGCGACGACAAUUGUAAUCUAGAGAGAGUAGAUUCAGAUUAUAUGUGCUUGAAUUCUGGAUCAGCAUUAGAUUAUUCUUUGAAUAAUAUACCUGCUAGUUCUGGUGCCUGUUAUGGUUAUCAAAGACCUCCAAUGUGCGAUCUGUAUGCUGGUGGUAUGACCAGACCACCUUAUGGACCUGGAAUAAGUCAUCAUAUGAAUUAUGAUUAUAGAGGAGUAUGUCAUGGUCCAUUACCAACUACACCAUAUGGUAACGUUCAUGGUCAUAUAGGAUAUGCUCCAGAUUACUAUAUUGCUGAACGACGACAAGUUGAUUUGAUUCCUGCUCCACCACCACGUUAUAUUCAACAACCAGUUCCUGUUCCUCUUCCUGUCGAUCGUCCUGUACCUCAACCAUAUCCUGUUGAAGUAUCAAGACCAGUACCUGUUGAUCGACCUGUACCUGUACCUGUACCUGUACCUGUACUUGUACCUGUACCCAUUCCAUCAGCAGUACCUGUCGAUCGGCCAGUGCCUGUUCCUAUAGGAGUGCCAGUUCCUUCACCUCCGGUUCAAGUUCCUAUUCCUGUUCCGAUUCCUUCGCAAGUUCCAUGUUUUGUGCCUGUUGGUGUUCCUGUUCCAUCACCUCCUCCUAGUCCAGCUUUAGUAGAAAAUUCAGUGUGUCAUACCGAACGUUGGGUUACUGGAUCGCCCGUAAUGAUGCACCGACAGCGCUUCCUAGCUGGUUCACCUGUUAUGGGCGUUAAUCCAUGUAACACAUCUUAUGGUCGCCCUCCUUGUAUGCAUUAA
Rotaria sp. Silwood2 is the source of this 867-nucleotide messenger RNA. Lineage: Eukaryota; Metazoa; Rotifera; Eurotatoria; Philodinida; Philodinidae. The record is from the annotation of a GenBank genome assembly.